Messenger RNA from Coregonus clupeaformis (lake whitefish), 2958 nucleotides. Its product is annotated as CD82 antigen-like. The coding region runs from base 286 to 1059 and encodes 257 amino acids. The transcript has 9 exons. Gene Ontology annotation, cellular component: membrane. The record is from RefSeq and is a predicted model, not a curated record. Lineage: Eukaryota; Metazoa; Chordata; Actinopteri; Salmoniformes; Salmonidae.
UCCGAGCCGUUAUGCUACAUGCUUGUUGCUGACGCUGAGCCCUUUCUAAAAGGAAACAGCUGGUUACGUAACGCCCUGGACCAGAGCUAGGAUCCCCAUGCUUCUCGGUCCCGUCCGCGCUCCGCUCCGCGUCGUGUUGUUCACACUUGGCUUGGCUUUGUUUAUUCCCAGUCCAAAGUCCGACAGACAGACAGCUCACACACAACAGCACAGGACAAGGAGACAGACCACUCGGUUGUACCAACUUUUUUCCCCGAAAAACUCUGCUCCAAACCAGCGAUCACCAUGGGGAAAGGCUGCGUGACGGCAACCAAGUACUUCCUGUUCCUCUUCAACGUCCUCUUCUUCCUGUUUGGUGCCCUCAUCAUGGGGUUCGGACUGUGGGUCCUUCUGGACAAUGAGAGUUUCAUAGUCGUCCUGCAAGAGUCCUCCUCAGGGCUGAAGAUAGCUUCCUACAUCCUGAUAGGUGUAGGGGGUCUCUCCAUGUUGAUGGGCUUCCUGGGCUGCCUGGGGGCCAUCUACGAGAUCCGCUGUCUGCUGGGCCUGUACUUCACCUGCCUGCUGCUGAUUCUGAUUGGUCAGGUGGCAGCUGGUGUACUCCUCUACUUCCAGAAGGACCUGCUAAAUAAUGAGAUGUCCAACAUCAUGACCCAGAUCCUGAGCAACUACCCUGGCAAGAACAGCACCACCGAGCAGGCCUGGGACUACAUACAGAGGACGAUGGAGUGUUGUGGAUGGAGUGGUCGUAUGGACUGGCAUGGUAAUGCUGUCAUGGUGAACAGUUCCCAGCUGUUGUUUCCAUGUUCCUGCCAGAACGCGUCGCUGGUUGAGGGUAAUUCCUCCUCCGACAGCGGCUUCUGUGAGGCACAGUCACUUGACUGGCCCGUCUACCAAAGGGGCUGUAACUCCAGUGUAGAGAGCUGGCUGUUUGCCAAUGCUGGAGUGAUCCUGGGGGUCUGCCUGGGAGUGGCUGUCAUUGAGCUCCUGGGUAUGAUCCUGUCCAUUGGGCUGUGUAGGAGCAUACACACUGAGGAAUACACCAAAGUGCCAAAGUACUGAAGAUGAUGACGGGGAUGCUAUGACACACACACACACACACACACACACACACACACACACACACACACAUACACACACAUACACACACAUACACACACAUACACAUACACAUAUGUUCUCUCUCUCUCCCUUUAUUUGGAGAAAUGCGUUCGGUGCAAAUGUUUUAUUUUCUUUCAUUUUUGUUUAAUUUGUUUAGUUUUUGUUUGUAUUAUUUGGAGGCACUUGUGUCCUUUCUGUCAGUCCAGUUUCCAUUGGAGGCACUUUAGGAAGUGUAGUUAUGGAUUAGAGAGGAAGACGGGUCACAGCGACAACAGAAAAGAGAGAUGUGGAGAAAAGUAGGACAGGAAGGGUGAAGAGAGGACAGAGAAGAUGAGGAUGUAGAGAGAGAUGGAGGGUAGUCUUCCACCUUCGGCAGAUACAGUCUAUCACCUCCCUGACUUCUGACUAGAUCCAUUUUAGCAUCAGGAGUCAAUAAUGAUCGGCAUUGUUUGUCGGCUCUCAUAGGGCCCAAUCCUAACUUCAGAUAUGCGUGGGUAUUCAAAAUGUACAAUUUGAGAUUUUCAAUUGGAGAAUUUCAUUGGGAGAUUUGGUUUGAAAAAUGUGAGUUGCGUUCACAGAUCUCAAGUUAGGUUUACGCACAUUGUUGAGUUGACCUGACUAGAAGAAAAAGGUAUUGGACAACUGGAAAAUAAACGACAUUAUGUUGUUGUUUUCUGUACUUCAGUGUUUUGAGUUGUUAUGCGUUUUUGUUUUGUUAUAGUACCUUGUAUAUAAUUUUUGUUCGGUAUUUCGUGAGCCUCUGAAUCCGCGUUUUUGUGAAGAUGCGGUUUACUCCUUGUUUUUUAAAAGGUUUUUUUCAUUGCAUGUUUUCUUUUUCAUGUAUUUCGUUUUUUUUGGUGCAGUUUAGAUUUUUUAUUGAUCAUUUUGUUUAAAGUAAUAGGAAUAAUGAGAUACUAAAGAGGACCAAGAUUCUGAAACUUUAAAGAAGGGUUCCCCAACUGGUGGCCAGCGGGGGAUUUUCAUUUAUUAUUAUCUGGUCCAAAAUAUUCCCACGCAUAAUAUGUGAUUUGUGACCGUAUACAAAUCUAAGCAAGCUUUGAAAUUAUUAUGUUUUAGUCAAAUAUUAUAUCUGUUUGGGCUUCUUGCUGUCAAUUUGCAGUCUACAAAUUAUUUGUAAUUAUGUUCCGGCCCCCUGACCAUCCUCUCAAUGAAAAUAAUCGUCCCUCGACUGAGUCUAGUUGAUCCCUGCUUUAAAGUGUCUCCAAAUAAUCCUCCUCCCAUAUUGGCAAAGAAAGCCUUUGUUUACAAUUGUCUUCUGAUGACAAACAGAAUACUUAGUUAUGAAUUUUAUGUUGAUUUAGUGUAUCUUCCUGGUUGUGAGUUACUCUAAAGCUUUCCAUCUUUUGUGAUGACUGCUUUCACGUAAAUACCUAAUUUUCCUUCUGAAGACAAACAUACACGUUUAAGAAAUGAACCAUUUUGUUUUAACAAUAUUUUUUUAAAUCAGGGAUAUGUAACCUUUUUUCUGUGAGUGAAGAGCAAAUUUAAACAAUAGAAGCUGGGUUCUGUUUUUGUUUUUUUAAGAGGAAAAAAGUAUGUUAUUUUGUGAAAAUAUCUGUUUUGACCAGUAAUUUUUUAUGUACAGUAAAUCAUUUAGAAUUAAAUUCAUGUAUAUUUUUUAACUUUGAAGGUUUUAUUUCAUAUUUUGGCUUUUUAUAAUAUCUUUUUUUUUUUUUUUUUUUUGUCUGAUUGAUAAACCUUCCUUGACCUUGGAGUAAUUUGUUAACCAUAGGACUAUUAAUUAAGAACUUUGAACUUCUGUCUGCUAGCUGGAUCAGUUAAAGUAUACUCACCCCAUUGAUUCUGUUUUAUUUUGUCAAUAAACAUUGAAUAGACUGA